GGUCUCGCUCCCAAGGUAGUGCGCAUGCGCCUGCUUGCCGAGCUGUUUUUAACGGUUGGACGUGUUCGCUUAUGAUUCCAGGAAGAGUCAGUGUUCAGAAUUAGAAGCUGGAAGCAUGGGAGUGAAUGACUUGUGGCAAAUAUUAGAGCCUGUUAAAGAAUAUGUUCCACUACAGAAUCUAAAAGGGAAAACGUUGGCUGUGGAUAUGAGCUUAUGGGUUUGUGAGGCUCAAACUGUGAAAGGCAUGAUCGGAACUGUUGUCAAGCCACAUCUCAGAAAUUUGUUUUUUCGUAUUUCAUGUCUCACCUUGAUGGAUGUGAGACUUGUCUUUGUGGUAGAGGGAAAUGCACCAAAACUGAAGAUUGAUACAAUGAAUAAACGGAAUGAGGCAAGGCGUGGUUUGGCCAGAAAGCAAGGAAGCUUUACUGUUCGAACAAAAAGAUCCCAUUUUAAAUCUGUCCUUAAAGAGUGUUGUGAACUGCUGGAUUGUUUAGGCAUCCCAUGGGUUUGUGCAGCUGGAGAGGCUGAAGCCAUGUGUGCCUACCUAAAUGAAAAUGGAUAUGUUGAUGGUUGUAUCACCAAUGAUGGUGAUGCUUUCUUGUAUGGAGCUCAAACUGUAUACAGAAACUUUACAAUGAACACAAAGGAUCCCCACGUGGACUGCUAUAAAAUGACAAUAAUUUACUCCAAAUUAGGUCUUGAUCGAGAUGCAUUGAUUGGCUUCGCAAUUUUACUUGGCUGUGAUUACUUGCCAAAGGGAGUUCCAGGGGUUGGGAAGGAACAGGCAUUAAGAUUGAUUGAAACAAUGAAUGGACAGAGCCUUCUACAGAGGUUUAAACUCUGGAAACACGAGUUUGAGGGUUUUACUACUCAUGAUCCAGCUGUGGAAAAGAAAGCACACUGUUCCGUGUGCCGACACCCAGGAUUAACCAGGGAGCAUGUAAACAAGGGCUGUCAGUUGUGUGCAACUGUUCAGUGCUGUUCACCACAUGGGGAUGGAUACCUAUGCCCAUGUGAUUGGCACAAGUCAGAACAGAAGAGAAGAUCCAACGUGGUGGAGAACAACAUAAAAAAAAAAGCAAGAGCUUGUGAGCAUUUCCCAUUUGAAGAGGUGAUCAGAGAGUUUCUUAUCAGUAAGGACCAAUUAAUUCAACAUAUUCAAUGGAAACGUCCAAAAUUGCUUUUACUUCAGUACAAAGGAUCACUUCCAGAAGCAAGCUCUCUUUUCUCAAGAUUGAAACAUGACUUUAUGCUAAAUGUUAUCUAUCAAACAAUGCUUGACUGGACGAAUUUUGCCCUGGAUAAAAUGGAGUGGCCAAGACACUACACAUGUGAGAAAGUGCUGAUGUUACUCUCACACCAUGAUAUGAUGGAAAGAAAAUUGGGAAGAAGGGGCCCAUGUCAUUUGCAACCAAUAAGUAUUGUCAAAACAAGAAUUCGGAAUGGAAUUCCCUGUUUGGAAAUACUAUGGCAAAAGCCAGAGCAUUAUGUUAUCUCAAGUGAUCAAUCUGAAGAUUCUCACAAAACUGUGACCACCAUAGAAGAUCAAGUUUCCUUUCAGGCAGCAUACCCAGAUAUGACUGCUUUAUUUUACAGGCAGAAAACUGAAAAGAAGAGGCAAAUGCAACCAAGUAAAAGCAAGGGAAAAGAGAAGGCAGCUCCUUUGCCUGAUGAAAUCACAGUUUUAUUGGCUGAGAUGAAUUUACAACUUUCCCAUAAUUGUGGAAUUGCAACAGGAAGUGAACCUGCUCAAAGAAGUGCAACUCAAGAGAUGAAUCCCUCCCACACCCAUCAACAUAAUCCUUCCAUUGACUUUUCUACUGAAGGAUUUCAGGAAUGCCAAGAAUUUCAUGAAAAAUCUAAUGAAAUUGCACAACCUGCAGUUAAAGAUGCUGCAGCAAUAGUAAAAUCUGACUGUGAGUCUUUACCGCUUACAGAAUUAGAAAAUGAGCAUGGUGCCUGUGCCCUAUCCCCCUCAGCAUCUAUGAUAGUUGCAGAGUUGCAUUUGAGUGGGAUUGAUUGGACUCAGUCAUUCAGUACACUACAAUCAGAGCACACUCCAAUUACUCCAGCAGAAACUUCUGAGCAAGUUUACCCAGUCAUUAAUGAGAAGUUUAAUGUUUCUAUGGACUCUACCAGUAAACUAACAGAAGACAAGACACUGAAAAAAAAUGCUGCGGUGUUAAAGCAGGAUCCAGUUCAAAAGAAUGUGGCAGAAUUAUCUAACAAGGAUGCAUCUAUGCUGCCUGAUCUUUAUCACUUAUCUUUAAUGGAUCGAAUUCUAUUGAAAAACUCUCAUCAGUUUUUAUCUCUGCAUCAACCAGAUCCUAAUUCCGGUGGAACCCCGCAUUGUUCCUCUAGUUACAAAAAUGAUGCACCUUCUCAAGGAAAACUUAAAAAUAAGUCAACAUUUUCCAAUAAAGAAAUGUUCACCAGUUGUGACAUAUCAGAAACUCAGUGCAUUCAGCAAGAGAAAAAAGAAAUGUACAUUUCUGACCCAACUACAAUUCAACAUGUGAGGCCAUUAAUUGAGGGAGAAAAUCAAGAUUUAACACGUUCAAGGGAGAAGGUUUUUGGAACUCGUGAUCCAGCUAUGUAUUCAUACCAAGCUUCAAAAAUGGACAAUAGCUCAUUAAGACUGAAGAAAAACAAAGCUACCAAACCGCACAGAAUGAAACAUGUGAAUGGAGAUGUUUCAACAUUUCAAAAGAAAAGUGUUUGUCUCAAAGUGUCGUCAUCCAGCGAAGACAGUGAUAUUGAGAAUUCAAGAGUAAUACAAAAACGUGGCUUCAAAUUCAAAGCUAUAGAUAAUAUUGUGAUGUCAGCAUCCAUUUCAAAUCAGAGUCAAGCUGUGCAAAAUCACAAUCAGCACAAUGAUCCUGAAGAUUCCAUUAUAGUAAUAAGUGACAGCUCCCUUCCACUGUCAGAAAGGUUGGAUCUUUGACUCCACGUAAGGAGAAUACAUCUCAGUUCUGUACUUAAUGCUGCUGCAAUGAUGAGUGGGUAAGCAACUUGGUAUGAUUUAUCAGCUGAUUGUAUUUUUUUUGUCCUCCUCAGCACCUCACACUGAGGAAGUGCCUGCCCUCUUAUCUGCAUUAUCUCCAUGAUCCCACACAAAGCAUCAAGUUAUCUUUUUCUAUCCCUGAAGCAUUUUUGUUGUGUUAAGAAAUAGGGAUGUCCCAUCAAGUCCAUUCUAAAAUUUGGUCAUGGCUAAUGUUUCUCAACCCCAUUCUCCUGCCUUCUCCUGUAACCUUUGAUCCCCUUACUAAUCAAGAACCUAUCUAUUUCUGUCUUAAAGACACUCUGGUUUGACCUCCACAGCUUUCUGCAGCAAUGAGUUCUACAAAUUCACCUCCUUCCCACUGAAGAAAUUCCACCUCACCUCAGUUCUGAAAGAGCUGACGCUUCUUUCUGAGUGUGUGCCUUGGGUCUGCGUCCCUUAAGUGUAAGUUUUUAGAAACAUCAUCUCCAUGUUCACUCUGUCUGGGCCUCACAGUAUUCUUUAGAUUUCAUUGAAAGCCCCGCCCCACCUAAACUCCCAAAUACAGGAUCGAUGCUGGGUUUGUUUGUCAUUUAUAUAAAUGACUUGGAUGAGCAUUUAGGAGGCAUGGUUCAUAAGUUUAUAGAUAACAGCAAAAUUUGUGGUAUAGUCAAUGGUGAAGAAGGUUACCUAAGAUUACAUAGAGAUCUUGAUCAAUUGGGCCAGUGGGCUAAGGAAUGGCAGGUGGAGUUUAGUUUGGAUAAAUGCAAGGUAUUGCAUUUUGAUAAAACAUUAACUAAGGGCAGGAUGUUUACAAUUAUUGGUAGAGCAUUGGGUAAUACCAUCAAACAAAAAGACCUAAAGGUUCAGAUACAUAGUUCUUUGAAAGUUGCAUCAAAAGUAGACAUGGUGGUUAAGGCAUUGAGGACGCUUGCCUGUGUUGCUCAGACCAUUGAAUGCAGACAUUGGGAUGUCAUAUUCAGGUUGCACAGGACGUUGAGACCCCUUUGGAGUACUGUGUACAGUUAUGGUCACCCUGACAUUGGAAUAACAUUAUCAAAUUAGACAGGGUUCAGAAAAGAUUUACCAGGAUGUUGCCAGGACUGGAGGGUUUGAGUUAAUAGGAGAGGUUGGGACUUCUUUUACUGGAACAUAGGAGUUUGAGGGUUGACCUUAUAGAGAUUUAUAAAAUCAUGAAGAGCAUAGAUAAGAUGAAUAGCAAUGGUCUUUUCCUGGUGGAGUUCAAAACCAGGGGGAUAUAUUUAAGGUAAGAGCAGGAAGAUUUAAAAGGGACAUCAAUGCAACCUUUUUCACAGAAAAGGUUGUUCAUAUGUGGAAUGAACUGCCAGAGGAAGUGGUAGAUGCAGGUGAAGUUACAAUGUUUAAAAGGACAUUUGGAU
This is a messenger RNA of Chiloscyllium plagiosum (whitespotted bambooshark), 4380 nucleotides long. It is a transcript of the gene gen1, whose product is annotated as GEN1 structure-specific endonuclease. The record is from RefSeq and is a predicted model, not a curated record. NCBI's taxonomy places the organism in Eukaryota, Metazoa, Chordata, Chondrichthyes, Orectolobiformes, Hemiscylliidae. Gene Ontology annotation, molecular function: 5'-flap endonuclease activity; four-way junction DNA binding.